UAAGUCCUUUCCAUUUGUUUUGAGCACUAUAUUUCUGAGAAUUAUCUCAUUUGUGAGCAUAAUUUUACUAAGAAUGAUAUGAAGCAUUCAUUGAGCAUUUUAUCAAGCAUAAGCAUUUAAGAAUUUACAAUGCAAUAUUUACAAAGCGUUUAGUUAAUUAUUAUAUUAAGCAUAAUGGAGAAUUUAUUCCAAGCUUCGUUUACCGACGGUCUGAAAACCAUCAGGCAUUCAAGAAAAACCGAAGAGUUGCUUCGCAAACAAGCAGCUUUAUUCAGGUGGUCUGAUAGGAUGUUGGAACUGUCUAAUGUACACUCGGCAUCCGACAAAUAUGAUCUCGAGGGAGUGUUAGAAGACAUAAAGUUACAGUGGGAUAUGAUUUUUAAAACCCAUAUCGAAAUAGAUGCUGAUCUUCAAGGAUCCUACUCGGAGUAUCAAAAUAAAUAUUACGAGAAGAAAGCUAUAUAUAGGCGCCUAAAGAGAAAGAUAUAUCUCAAAUUACGUUCUCUAGAAACGCAUAUGGAUUCACCGGUACUUUAUUCACAUAAUUCGGAAAAUUCAUCAUUAUAUGCCUUGGAAACAGCUAAUAAUCAAACCCGGGAAUAUUUAAAUACAAAACAACAGCGACCUUCAUCAAAUUUUAGCAUCAGCAAAAAUUCGCUGUCAACGCAUUUCGAUAUACAAGGUCAAGGAAAUGCAAAUUUAAAUUGUAAUUCUACGCAAGGAGAGCAAUCAUUUCAAUAUAAAUCGGAUAAGAAAAACUCUUCGUCUUCGGCAAUGGUGGAAGGUUUAGCAGAAAGUGGUAACAAUCACAGUAUACAGCAGAUACCAUCAGGCAUAGCAAUGAUGCCAAUACAGAAAACCACUGAUGUGCAGCAGGAAACAUCGAUAGUGGCAUUGGCGGAAGCAGUGGCAGCCAGUCUCGGAGUGGACUCCAAAGAGCCCACCCGGUACUGGACUCCGAUAGGUCUUAGUGUUAAUCACAGUAUACAUGCAGAUACUUAUCAAGGCGGAGAAUUAUCCAAAUUGGCAGAAAGCGGAGCACAGUCGUUAACUGACUACAGCAAGGAGCAACAUAGCAUCAUCUCCGGGGUAGGAGAGACUCUAAACCAUAGUACAGAUCAUCAAACGCAACUUGGUUGUGAAGUGAGCGGAGAAGAUAAAUCACAUCGUGUUAACGUGGGUAUCAAAAGCAUGAAAUGCCUACAAGACAAGCAAGAAACAGAAGAUAAAGAAAUCUUGUCUUCAUCCAUUUCUUAUAAGAAGAAUAAAAACUUAAAUAGCAGCUUAGUAUUGUCUAAGCCUUUGUUAGAAGCACCGAUUCAAUUGUAUACGGAACCCUAUUUGCAACACAACUUAACACAAGGGUCCGACAUAGUUGUAAGAAAGAAUAGCAUAAUAUCUAGAAAGAGUUAUGGCAAAUUUUCGCAUGGUCAUGGUCAUUCACCAAAACAAUAA
Pieris napi is the source of this 1455-nucleotide messenger RNA. RefSeq lists its product as uncharacterized. The coding region runs from base 175 to 1455 and encodes 426 amino acids. The transcript has 3 exons. Lineage: Eukaryota; Metazoa; Arthropoda; Insecta; Lepidoptera; Pieridae. The record is from RefSeq and is a predicted model, not a curated record.